Molecule: messenger RNA, 1755 nt
Organism: Colletotrichum higginsianum IMI 349063
Lineage: Eukaryota; Fungi; Ascomycota; Sordariomycetes; Glomerellales; Glomerellaceae
Product: Major facilitator superfamily transporter
Exons: 2
Coding region: 1-1755 (584 amino acids)
Biological process (GO): transmembrane transport
Cellular component (GO): membrane
Molecular function (GO): transmembrane transporter activity
Source: RefSeq, a predicted model, not a curated record
AUGCCACGUAUAUCGGACGAGGGGGACGAAGACCUCCUCCUCAGCACAUACUCGGAACACGAAGGUGUCCUCCCGACAGACGACGACGAGGACGCCCUUCUGUCCCCCGCCGGCUCCCGCGCCUUCACCUGGUCGCCGCCGCCGAAAUGGAGACGCCGGCUCUCGGUGCCCGGAUGGGAGGUCGGCGGCCGCCCCGUCCACGCCGUCGUCGCCUCGGGCCUCCGCGCGUGCUUCGCGCGCCUCGAUGGCCUGCUGGCGCCGUUUCGGGUCCGGUCGCCGCGCGCCAUCAUCCUGAUGCUCGCGCUGCUCAAGUUCGCCCUCACGUGCAAGGGCAUGCUGCUCAUGAUGCCGCUGAUGCGCCUCGUCGAGGACGACAUCUGCCACAAGCACUACGGCCGGGACCCGUCCGAGCUGAUCCCCGAGAUGGAGUGCAAGGUCGAUGAGGUGCAGAAGGACCUCGCGUGGCUAGGGGGAUGGCAGUCGCUCAUCGGGGCCGUCGUCAACAUGCUCGUAGCGUUCCCUUAUGGUGUCUUGUCGGAUAGAAUCGGACGUAAGGCAGGCAUGCUGCUCGCCUACGUCGGCACCGUCUUCGCCUUCAGCUGGUCUCCCUUCAUCCUCGCCCGCUUCCCAGGGCUCAACAUCUACGUCCUCUUCCUCGGCUCAACAUUCUUCCUCAUCGGCGGCGGCAUCGUCGUCGUUUUCAACAACAUCUACGCCAUGGCCGCCGACGUCAGCACCGAGAAGGACCGCGCCUCCAACUUCGUCUUCCUCUCGGUCGGCGCCGUCGCCGGCGGCCUCCUCGGCCCCGUGACGUCCGGGUUCCUGAUGGAGCGCCACGGGCCCUGGGUGCCGAUCCGUCUCGUCUUCGUCUUCACGCCGUCCGUUUUUCUCAUCAUGCUGCUGCUGCCCGAGACGCUCCGCGGCGGCAAGGCGUCGUCGUCAUUGUCGCCGCCGCCAUCGCCGGACGGCCCGAACAAGCAGCAGCAGCAGCAGCAGGUCUCGUUCAGCGACGCGGUGAGGGAGGGGUUGGCCCACGGGCUGAGCGAGCUGCGGGAGUCGAUCUCGAUCCUUCGGAACCGCAACAUCCUGCUCUGCCUGGUGCCGCCGCUCAUCAGCAGCCCGCUCGCCGCCGCGCAGAUGCACACGCUGCCGCAGUACAUCAGCAAGAACUUUGGCUGGACGCUGGCGCAGACGAGCUUCCUGCUGUCGCCGCUCGGGCUCGGUCACCUCGGCAUCCUGCUCGUGCUGCCGUGGAUCUCCACGGUGAUCGUCAACCCGGCGGGCCGCUUCCGCCGCACCGGCUUCGGCAAGGACGCGCUGCUCGCGAAAGCGUCGUACGUGAUGAUCGCCGGUGGCGCUCUGAUCGAGGCACUCAGCCGCGACAUCGUCGUCUUCCUGGUCGGGCUCGUGGUCGGCACGUUGGGAUCCGCCAGCGGGCCUCUCACGCGUGCGAUGAUCACGGAGUUCGUCUCGACAGAGCACACGUCGCGGCUGUAUGCGCUGACCAGCAUGGUUGACACGCUUGGGUCACCGCUCGGUGGCCCGGUGCUCGCGUGGGCGUUCUCAGUCGGAUUGGAGAAGAAGGGGGGCUGGAAAGGGCUGCCCUGGUUCUACGUCUCGUUCUUGGCCACGUUGGCGCUGGCAGCGUUGGCGCUCGUGAGGGAGCCGAGGGAGAAGGGACCGGUUCACUUGGAGAGCGGGAACGGCAUGGAGGGGCUGGAUUAUGAGUCUGGCACAGAAGACGAUGACCUGUAA